AUGCAGCUUUUCAUCCUCCCGCCCGCCUUUGGCCUCCCUUCCAUCGACGCUGCCUGUAUCGCCGCCGUCGCUCUCCUCCAACUCCAUGUGCCCCACGCCUACACCAUCGUCCCCACGCACGACGAAGAAAGUCGGCCGCUGCCACUUCUCAUCGACGGCACCGCCAAAGUCUCAGGCUUCAACAACAUCGUCCGCCAUUUGAUAGACAAACGCCUGCUCUCCCACUCUGGUCUCAGCCAACAGCAACGCGCUGACGCCAUCGCCAUAACAUCCUUCAUCGAAUCCCACGCCCAAACUUUACUCGAUAUAUCACUUUAUGUCGGCUUUGAAAAUUACCGACUCGCUACACGACCCGCUUACAGCAAAGUCCUACCAUGGCAUGCGAACUAUACUCUCCCGCCUCGGUGGCGGGCAGCUGCGAGAAUGAGGACUGAACAGUUGGGCAUUUCAUCCAUCGAUGUCGACAAUGUCCACGAGGAUAUGAGCAAUCGACCGGAGGGCUUUGAUGGCGUGGGAAAGGAUCAGUCCAAAUCAUUCGAGGAGGCUACGCAGAAGAGAGCUAGCCUGUUGUUGGGCGGGGGAAAGCAGACGUUAAGAGGACUGUUGCAGAAACCGGAACACGCUGCCGUCUUCAAACUCAAUGCGCUUGCUGAUAAUUUCUUUGAGCCGCUGGAGGAGUUGUUGGGGAACAGUAACCACCUACUCGGGGUGGAAGAGGGCCCGACGGCCGUGGAUUGUUUGUUAGUGGGAUAUCUGACUCUGAUGCUAUUUCCCAAAUUGCCGCAGGACUGGCUUGCUGGGACGAUGAGGAGGAAGUAUAAGAAACUGGUUACGUAUACGGAACGCAUAUGUCAGCAAUUGAAGUUGGGAACGAAGGUGGAAGAUGUGCUGGCAAUCUCGCUGUGCAAGUCAGAGGCAGAAGUCCUCGACCUACGAACAGAACGUAACAUCACCCUUUCAUGGGGCACACCGCACCAUCCCACCAUCUCGCACACUAUGCGAAGCUUUCGAGUCGGCAUAUGGAACCAAAUUCCUCUUCUAGGGCAACCCAACAAACUGGAAUUGUGGAACGUCAAAUGGCAUCCUUUUUUCUACCGGAAUUUCAGGACGGUGAUGCUCACUAUGGUAACUUCGUUUACUGCUUUGGGUUGGCUUUCAGUUCAUACGGGAUUUCUGGUGUGGCCCCAUGGCGAAGCGGUUCAGAUCUUUGGGAGGAGAAGAAUCUCGGACUUUGGCUAUCUGGGCGCUGCGAUUGGUGGCAUUGGUGCCUUCGGUACUUGA
This is a messenger RNA of Sphaerulina musiva SO2202, 1281 nucleotides long. RefSeq lists its product as uncharacterized. Gene Ontology annotation, cellular component: SAM complex. Gene Ontology annotation, biological process: mitochondrion organization. The transcript has a single exon. NCBI's taxonomy places the organism in Eukaryota, Fungi, Ascomycota, Dothideomycetes, Mycosphaerellales, Mycosphaerellaceae. Bases 1 to 1281 code for a protein of 426 amino acids. The record is from RefSeq and is a predicted model, not a curated record.